Capsella rubella is the source of this 1023-nucleotide messenger RNA. RefSeq lists its product as uncharacterized. The transcript has 5 exons. The record is from RefSeq and is a predicted model, not a curated record. Lineage: Eukaryota; Viridiplantae; Streptophyta; Magnoliopsida; Brassicales; Brassicaceae. The coding region runs from base 28 to 594 and encodes 188 amino acids.
GGGAUAAACUUGAACGGUGGAUUUUGUAUGGAGCCACCGAGUUCGAGACCGGAGGAGCCUCCGUCAUGGGAGGACCUUUACAAAGUCAAUCUAAUGCCGUCGGAGCUAUUCCUCAAGUUCCGCAAAGAGCUUCAAGGCCUUCGUGUUGGCGUCAAUCUAGAGUUAUACAACGAACCCACAAAUGAUUACCAUGCAAAGCUUGUUUUGAAGCCUCUAUGUCCAGAAAGGAAGUGGAAGUUUAUAUAUGAGCCACUACACCAAGAAGUUCGCGUUUUAUCAAAGAAGAUUCCUGUAACCAGAUUCCUAAACCUCCAGGUUGGUGUUGGACAUAACUUUCAAAUGAAUGCAAUUGGUUGGAAAUGGAAGCUUACCUCAUGUUUGGGUGGAGAUGGUGUGUCUCGGAUUCGAAACAAAACUACGCUUGGUCUUAGUCCUGGUAUCGAUUUCCGGUUUGGAUGGAGAGCUGAUUUUGUACUCCCAGAAGUUACUGGGGCCCUUGGUACUGAGGAACCGUUAUUUAACAUGAGCUCCGGGCGUUUAGAGGCAUCACUUGACAGAGUAGAGGCCAUUAUAACUCAUUCAGAUUAUCUAUAAACCAUUCGGUACUCUUCGUGUUGGGGAUGCUUGAAAGAACAUACAUUGCGAAAACAAGGACGAGAUCAGAAGGCAAACAUGUGAAAGCACUAUGGUCUUCACAACCAAAACAUAAGAAUAUAUCCAUAAGAUUUUGCUUUAGAGAUAAGCUGAAAGCACAAGCACUUGUGGGUAGUUUCAUGCUAUUAAUAUGAUUUGGUAAGCAAUCACAAGUUUGAUGGACGUUCAUGCAAGAAAUGUAGAAUCGUUGGAUCGUUGAUACAAGUUAGUGUUUGCAGGCUUGUACAUGGUUCCGAAAUAAUCAAAUGUAUUUUACUUCGAAUCAAAUUGCAAUGAUAGUAAAUGUAAAUUAGAUGUUUGCUAAGUUGGUUGUUGAAAAAAGUGAACUUAAGGGGAUGUAAUAGAAUGGUAAAUUACAGUGUUCGUGUA